UACUUGAAUUACGCGGCCUGGGAGUCAGUGGACCUGUCCGUCUCUAUUAACGCUAUCGACCACCAACUCAAAGCUUGCCCACCUUCUAAAUGACCAUCCCUGACAUGAACUCAAUCGCUCAUCCUCAGGAGAGGCGGUUCAAUCCAUACACAGAAAACGGCGGCACAAUUCUUGCUAUUGCUGGUGCAGAUUUCAGUGUUAUUGCUGGCGACACACGACAGAGCGAAGGAUAUUCAAUUCAAACGCGAUACGCACCAAAAGUAUUUCGGUUAACCGAUCGCGCGGUGCUGGCUGUGAAUGGAUUCGCAGCAGAUGGCAAUAUGUUUGUGAAGAAAGUGAAACAACGUCUGGAGUGGUACCGUCACGCUCAUGCGAAAGAUAUGCCUCUGCGGGCAAUAGCAAGAUUAAUUCAAACGAUGCUUUAUGCACGUCGCUUCUUUCCCUACUAUGUAUAUAACAUUCUGGGUGGUAUCGAGGAGGAUGGCACUGGAGCCGUGUAUUCGUUUGACCCCGUGGGCUCGUAUGAACGAGAGGCCUGCCGUGCUGCAGGUGCUGCUCAGUCAUUAGUCCAGCCAUUCCUGGAUAACCAGAUCUACUUCAAGAACCAACAAGCUGCGCAGGGGACCUCACAUCCGGCACAUCUACCGCUGGAGACUGUCUUGUCGAUAGUUAUUGACUCCUUUACGAGCGCUACUGAGCGCCACAUUGAGGUCGGCGAUGGCCUUGAAAUCUUCAUCGUACUCGCCAAAGGACGUAAUCUACAGGGUACGGAAAGCGUCCGGGGUUUGCAAGAGUUAACCGUGUCGGAAGAUGGCGAACGCUUAUUUGUUAUGAGGAGGGAUUUGAAGAAAGAUUAAAUUGCUCGCACUCUAGAUCACUUUCCCUCGCUGAAUAUAUAUGCCUGGUCGACAGUAGAGGUGUCUUUGAGAAUGUACAGAAUACAAACGGAAACACUGCAACUAUCGGAGGCCUGAAGAGCUAAGGUGGCCAUAAAAGCUAUCAUGUAGCGAUUUCGUCGAGUACGCAAUUAGCACGUGUAAGAAUUUUGCGUGACGACAUGCCACGAAUGCCUGAUCUACCCGGUCGGGCACCCCAAGGCAGCAAUUAGGUGGGACGUCGAACGCUGAACCCUGGAACAUGGCAAUCAUGAUUGGGACGUGGACAUGCUGAUUUCGUGUUGGACUAGAGACGGAAAUGAAGACAGCCAAACACAAAGCCCGCAUUUAUGUGCGUGAGUUAUUUUC
Suillus bovinus is the source of this 1244-nucleotide messenger RNA. RefSeq names its product nucleophile aminohydrolase. Lineage: Eukaryota; Fungi; Basidiomycota; Agaricomycetes; Boletales; Suillaceae. The transcript is spliced from 6 exons. The record is from RefSeq and is a predicted model, not a curated record. Gene Ontology annotation, cellular component: proteasome core complex. Bases 90 to 857 code for a protein of 255 amino acids.